AUGGCUUUCAACAAGCCCAAAAGCACAUCUUUGUUAGCACAGCAGUAUCCUUACAGCUCUAUCAGAUCAUCAAAUGGACCACCUAAUGCAGGCGCUGGUCAGUCCUCGCCUAGCCAGAGAAAUGCCUUUCGCAACAACCAAGCAAACGCUGGCAGCCCUGCCGUGGCCACGAAUGCAAAUGCAACAGCAUACAGAAACACGAGCUCUCCUGUUGCUUCGCCCACGGCUCAACUUCAACAACAGGGAUCGUACACUAACAGUAACCACUUCCAUUCUCAAGAUAUCGUGGCAGGCUUGACACAGCCAAACUACAACAGCAACGGAAGUAAUGCAGUCGACAUCAGCCGGAUGGUACAUACUAACGCCACAGGGACGAAUAACGGGAGCGAUCUGCCUACUUUGCCGCCUUUGAAUUCGCCAUCCCCUCACAUGAAGGCAAGUAAUGGAGCGCAUCAUCAGCAAUCACAGCAGCAGGAGAAGUGGAUGGCAGAGAAAAAUAAGAGAUCUCCCAUGAUACCACCACCACCCUUAACAACGUCUACAGCACAGUUAGGUCAACAACAACAUGCAGAUCCAACCGUCUUGAUGCAAUAUCGAACUAUGCCUACCAACAUGAGAGACGACCGUGGUAGUCGAGUCAUGUCCACAUCAGCACCUUAUCCUCAAAAUCCACAACAAAGACAACAAUUGCAGCAGCAGCAGCAGCAGCAGCAGCAGCAGCAUCAACCGCAGCAAACAACACAACAAUCAGCCAAUCUGUUCAACAGCAAUGGUGAGAUUGAAGCAUAUGGGUGUGGUGUGGUUGGAUGCUUUGCUACUUUUUCAGCAUCCAAUGGGUUAUUUUAUCAUAUGAAAAGCGCUCAUCCCAAUGCAGAGGAGGUUUUCAAGCCCUAUCGAUGUGCUAUGCCAAACUGUCCAAAGCGAUACAAGAACAUCAAUGGGCUGCAAUAUCAUCUACGUGAAGCCAAAGGGUCGUCGGGGCAUGGUAACCUAACAGCUGAGGGUGAUACUGCCAACGCUAAACCUUAUCAAUGCCAAGCGCCUGGUUGUAAGAAAGCCUAUAGAACUGCGAAUGGGUUACGUUACCAUCAAGAGCAUGUCCAUCAGCAACAACAACAACAACAACAACAACAGCAGCAGCAGCAGCAGCAACAGCAACAACAGCAGCAGCACCAUCAACAGUUUAUUGAAGCUGCUGCUCUUCAGAGACAGCAAAUGAUGCAACAAACACCUCCACCUCACUUACUGCAUUUGCAACAACAACAACAACAAGCUAUGAAUCAAGCUCAUGCUCAACAGCAAGCCAUGAAUCAGGCACAGGCGCAAGUCAUGAGUCAACCUCAUUCUUCUCAAUCAACACAAUUAGGACAGCAGCAACAAUAUAGCUUAUCCCGUGAAAAAUGGCAAUUGAACAAUAACAUCUAG
This is a messenger RNA of Mucor velutinosus, 1425 nucleotides long. RefSeq lists its product as uncharacterized. Gene Ontology annotation, cellular component: nucleus. Lineage: Eukaryota; Fungi; Mucoromycota; Mucoromycetes; Mucorales; Mucoraceae. The coding region runs from base 1 to 1425 and encodes 474 amino acids. The transcript is spliced from 3 exons. The record is from RefSeq and is a predicted model, not a curated record.